This is a messenger RNA of Trichobilharzia szidati, 980 nucleotides long. The record is from the annotation of a GenBank genome assembly. Lineage: Eukaryota; Metazoa; Platyhelminthes; Trematoda; Strigeidida; Schistosomatidae.
AGGUCCUGUCCUACUCAGGAACACUCUGCCGUGCCACCUGUACGCUAAUUUCAGGAGAUUAUCCCUGGCAGUAUACUUACUUUCGAGUACCAAAUACAGCCGACUGUUUUUGGAUGCUGCUCGGACAGAUUUGAGUAAUUUCUUACUGCAAUAUGAGAAUUGUUUCGGAAGUGAACAUAUUGUUUACAAUAUACAUUCUCUAAAACAUAUAGCGGAUGACGUUGAGCUGCAUGGGCCACUAGAAGAAUUCAGCGCAUUUCCCUUCGAAUCCUAUAUGCGCAAGAUAAGGCAGUCCGUGCACUGUGGUUACACUGUGGCUAAGCAGGCAGCUCAGCGCUAUGUUGAACACGUGUACUUAAUGAAAAGUACAGGUGUGAAGCAUGUACCUAAGGAAGCUGGUAAUAGGUGUAUUGAAUUCAGCAAGGGAAAGCUGACGUAUCGGAAUACCAUAUUCACAUCUUAUUCUCCGGACAACGUCAUCUUAGCCUUAGGUAAACCAGGGAAUAUAGUUGAAAUGGAAAGUGAAGAUAGGAUCCGUUUUCGACCCUACAGUGAUUAUAGUGAUGAUUUUACGACACCGUUUAAGUCAAGGAAUUUAGGGAUAUUUAGAUGUUCGAAAUUCAGUCACGAAACACAUUGGAUAUCCUAUGUGAAUAUUGUCUGCAAGUGCAUGACUGUUCCAACAACUAAUGACGAAGUAGUCAUCCCCCUGCUUCAUACUUUUAAUUGAAGGAACUGUGCCGUAAUUUUUUGCUUGAACUGUUGAUAUGUAAUUCGUCUAAGUUUUUUUGUGACAUCUAUUUGUCGUCAAGUCCGAACAUCUACCUUUAACUGGUUAAUGUUGUUGGUCAAACUGAAGUUCAUUUGACAGUUUAUUCCAAGUUUUUGAGAUAUAGGUAUAUCCAUGCUGUUAUUCAUUUUAAGCAACCUGAUACAGAUAAAGUAACAGUCGUAUUUCCACUUCAUUACAUAUCCUUCCG